CGUUCCCGCAGUACAGGCCUCCACAUAUAAGUUGUCGUGGGACGCGCUUUUCUCCACAAUCCCAGCUAUCCUCACUUCACCACUCUUUUCCACGCACGAGCGACCAGCACUCGCCAACAGACGCCAUGGACGCCUACGUCUUGGGUGACAGCCAGCAGCUGAGCGAAUUCUGCGCUAACUUGGGCCUCUAGUCAUCAUGGCUAUUCCAACCUUGCUUUUUCUCGUCUCUUCCCAUUCUUGACAUGGCAGCGGCCACCUCGAAAUCAUCACGUUUAACACCAACAACGAUGGCGUUUCGCUGGCCCCUACUCGUCGCCGCAGCGGCAACUGUGGCGGCCGUGAUUCCCGUGGCACCUUUCAUCAACGACAAAGUGGACCGAGUUCUUCAGCACGGCGUACUCUGUGACGUCAUCUCCAACAACGAAUGCGUGGAGCCCACCAGAGACUUCUACAUGUGGAACCGGUCGUGGUGGUUCUGGCCCGAGUUCUACGGGGGCGGCAUCUCGGGCCUGGGCAAAGGGCUCCGGCGGUUCGGCGACUGCGCGUUCGAGCUAGGCAACGCGAACGUCGCCACGUGCGACAUCGGCUUCACCGACCUCUGGCUGCGCUACCAGUGGCGCGUGAAGGUCAAGAACCGGAAGCUGGAGCAAGGCGCCCAGCAAGACAAUCCGCGGGCUGUCAUCGAGGUGGGAUCCAUGGUGGCCACCGUGGCGGGAGGAACCAUGCGGAUGAUACUGCAGAAGGAGACCAAUGACGGCAACUUCCGAGCCGAGAGUAUCACGACGGGCCAGACCGAGAUCAAGGAGGUGGCCUUCGGCAACUCAACCGUAAAGUGGAAAAGAAAGCAAGUUGACACGAAUGAGACAGAGUUUCAGUGGAGGCUGCGAGACAUGCUGGCGUUCUGGGUCACCGAUUACUUCGAGAACAUGACCUUCAAGGACAUCUUUAACAAGGCGCUUACAACACUGCAGCUGUGAGCGGUGGAAGAGU
Dermacentor silvarum is the source of this 990-nucleotide messenger RNA. RefSeq lists its product as uncharacterized. The transcript has 4 exons. The record is from RefSeq and is a predicted model, not a curated record. Bases 243 to 977 code for a protein of 244 amino acids. NCBI's taxonomy places the organism in Eukaryota, Metazoa, Arthropoda, Arachnida, Ixodida, Ixodidae.